UAUUUUUAAAACACAAUGCUAGUUCUCCUCUACAUUUUAUUUUACAGGUUAUUAUAGUGUUGCACCAAAGUCCUUUUUCUUUUUUGGUUAAAUGUGCUGCCUGUCCAUUGUUCUGGAUUCUGGAGGAAUCUGUCAAGCCCUGGCUAAGAUGAAGAAAAAUUGGGAGUAUGCUUUUGAAUUCUGCACAGCAACAGGAAAAGGUGCCAAAUUUACAUUCUGGUGCAGGGGAAGAUUCCGUUCUUCAAAGGCUUUGUGCCUGCCAUUUAUGGUUGCUGGACAGCAGGUGGGCCACGUGUCGCCAUCUGUAGCCAAUUAUCUCAGUCAGUAUCCAGCUGUUUUCUCGGUGUCUCAGGGUGACGGUGUGCCUGCUUGCGUGGAACUUAACAAGAAGCUGGCAUCCUAUGAGCAAAGAACUGAUGCUGUGCAAGGAGUACUCGGGGAAAUGAGAGCACAGCAAGACUUCCCUUGCCUGAAGGAGUGGAGAGAGGAGCUCUACAGUGUGAUGCCCUAUUUUUGUGACACGCCUCUCUUCAGCAUGGAGCGUUCUGCAACUCCAUUGUUUGGAGUGAAGCGCUAUGGCGCCCACCUGAAUGGCUACACUUUGCACAAUGGGCAGAUGUUCAUGUGGUUGGCCAGGAGGGCCCUGAGCAAGCUGACUUACCCUGGCUUGCUGGACAACAUGGCUGCUGGGGGCAUUGCAUCAGGGCUGGGUGUCAGAGACACGCUGGUGAAGGAAAGCCAGGAAGAAGCUUGCAUCCCCGCCUCUCUCACUGCACUUGCCAAAGCUGCCGGAACUAUCAGCUACACCUAUGAGGGUGCACAGGGAGGCAUCUAUGCUGAAUGCCAGUUUGUAUUUGACCUGAAGUUACCUGAAGGUUUUGUGCCCCAGGUGGGAGACGGAGAGGUGCAGCAGUUCUACCUCUGGCCACUUGAGAAGGUGAAAGAGGCCAUUGGAUCUUCAGAUUUCAAGCCCAACUCUGCAAUGGUGGCUCUGGAUUUCCUUAUCAGACAUGGCUACAUCCAACCUGAUGGAGAACCUCAUUAUGUAGAGCUGGUGGAAGGGCUACACCGAACACUCUAGAAGGAAAAGGCUGCCCUUGUGGUUGAUACAGUGGUCUUCUCUGUUGGUUUGUUUUUGCUGGACCAGUGAUCAUGGCAUGGACUUCAGUUGGAUUCAACAAUGGCUGCCCCAGCAGAGCUAUGUGCAGAGCUUUUAGCUCAACAGGUUACUAUGGUAUAAUAUAUAGAUGUUCCCAUAAGUGCUUCAUAACCGAACGAG
Messenger RNA from Lacerta agilis (Sand lizard), 1279 nucleotides. RefSeq names its product nudix hydrolase 20, chloroplastic-like. Lineage: Eukaryota; Metazoa; Chordata; Lepidosauria; Squamata; Lacertidae. The coding region runs from base 92 to 1081 and encodes 329 amino acids. The transcript has 8 exons. Gene Ontology annotation, molecular function: 8-oxo-dGDP phosphatase activity. The record is from RefSeq and is a predicted model, not a curated record.